Molecule: messenger RNA, 645 nt
Organism: Dentiscutata erythropus
Lineage: Eukaryota; Fungi; Glomeromycota; Glomeromycetes; Diversisporales; Gigasporaceae
Source: the annotation of a GenBank genome assembly
AUGCCACAAGCAAUUAUAGCUCCUUCCAUUUUAUCUGGCGACUUUGCUCAACUUGCAGUUGAAUCUCAACAUAUUAUGGAUGGACACUUUGUCCCCAAUCUUACUAUUGGUGCUCCAGUAGUUCGAUCUUUACGAAAACAUACCAAUGCUUUUUUUGAUUGCCAUUUAAUGGUAUCAAACCCCGAAAAGUGGGUUGAAGAUUUUGCAAAAGCAGGGGCAUCAUUGUUCUGUUUUCAUGUAGAAGCAUCACAAGACCCGGGGAAACUUAUCGAUGAAAUUCGUAGUCAUGAAAUGAAAGUUGGUGUUGCAGUUAAACCUAAAACACCUAUUGAUGCUAUAUUUCCUUUGGGUCAUAAGAUUGACAUGUGUUUAGUAAUGACAGUUGAACCUGGUUUUGGUGGUCAAAAGUUUAUGGAGGACUGUAUGUCAAAGGUAAAGACAUUAAGAGAAAAAUUUCCAGAGUUAGAUAUAGAAGUGGAUGGAGGUUUGGCACUUGAAACAAUCGAUCAAGCAGCUAAGGCUGGCGCAAAUGUGAUUGUAGCUGGUACAUCUAUAUUUAAAGCCAAUAAUCCUAAAGAAGUAAUUAGUACAUUUAGGAAUAAAGUUACCACUGAGCAAGCUAAAUACUCAAAAUCAGUGGAAUAG